Molecule: messenger RNA, 690 nt
Organism: Paecilomyces variotii
Lineage: Eukaryota; Fungi; Ascomycota; Eurotiomycetes; Eurotiales; Thermoascaceae
Exons: 1
Coding region: 1-690 (229 amino acids)
Molecular function (GO): FMN binding
Source: RefSeq, a predicted model, not a curated record
AUGCCGCCCAAAAAGCGCCGUGUCUCUACAACUUCUCAUGCCGACUCCGAACAACAAACCAAAUCCUCAAAAGGAGAGCAAGAGCACGACCAGCCAGAAACACAUACCAAGCUCACAUCCUACCGCCUCGACCACGUCUACCGCCUCAUCGAACCCGGGCCCGUCCUGCUCGUAACGACCGGUUCUUUAAAAGAUGGCACACAUAAUAUCAUGACGAUUGGCUUCCACAUGAUGAUCCAGCACUCUGGCCCUGCUCUGAUCGGAGCUUGCAUAGGCCCCUGGGACGCAAGCUACUCUCUCCUGAAGCAGAAUAAGGAGUGCGUUCUCGCGAUCCCGAGCGUUGAUAUGGCGGAAACGGUAGUGGAUAUUGGGAAUUGUUCUGGCGAGGAGGUAUAUAAAUGGACUAAGUUCGGGUUGGAAGCUCUUCGUGCGAGUAAGGUGAAGGCGCCGCUGGUGGGGAAUGCUUCUGUUAUUGCGAAUGUGGAGUGUGUGGUGGAGGAUACUAAGUUGGUUGGGGCAUAUAAUCUAUGGGUACUAAGGGCUGUUAAAGCGUGGAGUAAUCCGGAUGAGAAGAAGGGGAGGGAAGGUGGGAAAAUGUUUCAUCAUCGAGGUGAUGGGACAUUUGUUGUUGAUGGGGAGAAGUUAGAUUUGAGAGAGAGGAUGGUUAAGUGGCAGGAGUUUCAGGAUUGA